Molecule: messenger RNA, 802 nt
Organism: Xyrichtys novacula (pearly razorfish)
Lineage: Eukaryota; Metazoa; Chordata; Actinopteri; Labriformes; Labridae
Source: the annotation of a GenBank genome assembly
AUGUCUUCCCGGAAGGGUGUUCCUCCAGAGGCAGAUUCAUCAUCCGCCGUAGAUGUGAGAAUUUCCAUACGAGGUAAGAAAAGCCUGAAUAGCAGAUUGUACUUCCUUGAAAAAAAUAUAAAUUGACAGUUUAAUAUCGGCCCAUUAGAUGGCGAAUUGCAUUACAUUUGCUGUCGACGGCGGCUGGGGGAACAUGUGGCGAAGGUGGUCACCUCACCUCAGGAAGCACAUGACAUUUUUAAAGCCUUCCAUGCAAGCCAGCAUGGAGGACAUUGUGGGAUGGAAAAAACCUUGGAACCAAUUUCUAGAAGGUACUACUGGCCUGGCAUGGAAAAAGACAUCCAGCAAUGGGUGAGUUGAAAUGUAAUUGUGAUCAGUCUACUCUUUGUGAUGUCUGGCAUCAAUUGGAUUCACCUUCCUGUGGGGUCUGCGUUGAUUCAGAUAAAGGAGUGUCCGGAAUGCCAGGCCAGGAGGAGUACACUAAAAGUGAAAACAGCCUACAUCCCAAUUGAGGUAGAUGAAAAUACAAACCUACUUUCCAACAGAAUUAGGAUUUCUUAAUAUCAUGUGUAUUUUCAUUUAGGCGACCGAGCCACUGGAGCUGGUGGGGAUGGACCUUGUUGGAAAACUGACUAAGACCAAAAACGGCAAUCAGUACAUUUGUGUGAUGAUUGAUUAUUUUACCAAAUGGACGGAGGCUUAUCCCCUGCAGUGGAAAUCAGCAGCUGAAGUUACAAAUUGCGUGUUGGAUUUUUUCUAUAAAUUUUGGAGCACCCAAACGGUUGUUAACAGACCAGGGUAA